AUGCUUCGGUCAUGGGUCGGCAGCGGUACGCUCCGCUCUCUUUGCGUCCGACGCUCAAGUCGCUCGCUUCCGUCUCUUAACGCGCGGUUUUCCUCUGCCCCAGCCCGCUAUCUCCAACCCCCGGCCUCCGCAGAUCGCGUCCCCCUCCGCAAACAACUGAAGCAGGAAGCCAAAGCGCUUCGGUCACACAAGAAGCAACGCAAGGAAAGCGAAGAGGCUUCGAGGCAAGAAUGGGAAUUGACCGUCGGCGUGGAAAUCCACGCGCAACUGGAUACUGAAGCCAAAUUAUUUUCUCGAGCAGCAACAUCAACAAGCGAUGUUCCCAACUCCAACGUUGCAUUGUUCGAUCUGGCGUUCCCGGGCAGCCAACCGGAAUUCCAAGUCGCAACACUCUUACCAGCCCUGCGCGCUGCUAUCGCUUUGAACUGUGAAAUCCAGCCUGUGAGUCGGUUUGAUCGGAAGCAUUAUUUCUACCAGGAUCAACCGGCGGGGUAUCAAAUCACCCAAUAUUAUGAACCAUUUGCCCGAAAUGGCUACGUUGAUUUAUUCGAUUACGAUGGAAUUGCUCCGGAAGACGGUGAACGAGUUCGUAUCGACAUCAAACAAGUUCAAUUGGAACAGGACACAGCGAAAUCCCAGGAAUACCCACCCUCGACACAACUCCUCGAUUUCAACCGUGUUUCCCAUCCUCUUAUCGAAAUCAUCACCAUGCCACAAAUCCACACCCCCGCAACGGCCGCAGCCUGCGUUCGGAAACUACAGGCUAUCGUACAAUCGUGUGGUGCUGUGACUACGGGAAUGGAGAUGGGCGGUCUUCGUGCAGAUGUCAACGUCUCGAUCCGACGCCGGGGCGAAGCGCCUGGGCAGCAUCAAUACGAUGGGAUCAGUGGGCUCGGCCAACGUACGGAAAUCAAGAACCUCAGUAGCUUCAAGGCGGUAGAGGAUGCCAUUAUUGCCGAGAAGAACCGUCAGAUUGAGGUUCUCGAGAGCGGUGGUGUUAUCGAGGGAGAGACCCGUGGAUGGACCAUCGGCAGCACUGAAACUCGCCGAUUGCGCGGCAAAGAGGGCUCGGUUGACUACCGUUACAUGCCAGACCCUGACAUUCCCCCGUUGGUCAUCGGAGAGGAUCUGCUCUCCAGCCUCAGAGACUCUCUUCCCACAGCACCAGACGCACUUCUCACUUUACUAGUCGGGUCUGAGUUCAGUCUACCCAUCGAGGAUGCCAAACCACUCAUCGAGCUGGACAACGGAGCCCGCCUUGAGUAUUAUCACGAUGUGGUGGACAUCCUUCGCAGUCUUCAGGUAGACCAAGACGACAAAGCGCGUGCCAGUCUCGCGCGGGUGGCAAGCAAUUGGGUGUUACACGAGCUGGGAGGUCUCUUGGCCAAGGCAGACCGCGCAUGGGACACAGAGAUUGUCCCGGCUCGGUCCCUUGCCCACCUCAUCGACCAGCUGCAGCGAAAAUUGAUCACCGGCCCAACAGCCAAACUGGUGCUGGCCACCAUCUUUGACGGGGAUCGUCGACCAGUGCCGCAACUUCUGGAAGAAGAGAAUCUCCUAUUGCGGCCGUUGUCACGGGAGGAGUAUGUGGUGCUGGCGGAGUCUGUCAUUGCCAUGAAUCCGCAGAUGGUUGAGCAAAUCCGCACCAAGAACCAGCUGGGCAAACUCGGGUGGUUCGUGGGACAAAUGAUGCGCACUGGUGAAAAGGGCCGGGUGGAGGCGCCCAAAGCAGAAGAGAUUCUCCGCGAGCUGAUCCUUGGACAGUCUGUAUAG
Molecule: messenger RNA, 1773 nt
Organism: Penicillium paradoxum
Lineage: Eukaryota; Fungi; Ascomycota; Eurotiomycetes; Eurotiales; Aspergillaceae
Product: glutamyl-tRNA(Gln) amidotransferase subunit PET112
Exons: 4
Coding region: 1-1773 (590 amino acids)
Biological process (GO): mitochondrial translation; glutaminyl-tRNAGln biosynthesis via transamidation
Molecular function (GO): glutaminyl-tRNA synthase (glutamine-hydrolyzing) activity
Source: RefSeq, a predicted model, not a curated record